Saprolegnia diclina VS20 is the source of this 1093-nucleotide messenger RNA. RefSeq lists its product as hypothetical. Gene Ontology annotation, cellular component: plasma membrane. The record is from RefSeq and is a predicted model, not a curated record. The coding region runs from base 53 to 1030 and encodes 325 amino acids. NCBI's taxonomy places the organism in Eukaryota, Oomycota, Saprolegniomycetes, Saprolegniales, Saprolegniaceae. The transcript has a single exon.
UUUUUGGUGGCAUCCUCACUUUUCCUUUUGCCUUUGUAUCAGCAGUAGUAGCAUGAACGGCGUGCACCUCGGCGUCGGCUUUGCCCUUAUCGCGUACCUCCUCUGGGGGUUCCAGCCCAUCUACUGGAAGCAGCUCCUCGACGUCAACUCGUAUGAGCUCAUUCUCCACCGCGUCGUGUGGUCGUACCCGAUUCUCCUCGUCUUCCUCGGCCUCAACGGCGAGCUCAAGACGUACUGGACCGCAAUCACGACGUGGAGCACCUACAAAGUCUACUCGAUCUCGGCGCUUCUUCUCGGCGUCAACUUUUUCUUUUCGCUUUGGGCUGUCAACGCCGGGCACAUUUUGCAAAUGAGUCUUGGGUACUUUGUCAACCCGCUCUUUAGCGUCCUCCUCGGCGUUGUCUUUCUCAAGGAACGGCUCCCGAUGCUCCAAUGGGUCGCGAUUGGCAUUGCGACGAUCGGUGUCGUCAUCGUCACGAUCGGGUACGGCGAGUUUCCGUGGAUUGCGCUCACGAUCGCGGCGGUCUUUGGCUUUUACGGCCUCGUGCAGAAGAAGGCGCCGCUCUCUGGUCUUGUCGGGUGCUCGGUCGAGCUCCUCAUGCUCUUUGUCCCGUGCUUGAUCGGGCUUCUCGUGCUCGAGUUCCGCGGCACCGGUGUCUUUGGCCACUCGGACGCCUCGACCAACUGGCUUAUCGUUGGCUGCGGUGCGGCCACGAUUUUGCCCCAGAUUGCCUUUGUAUCGUGCCUCAAGUACAUUACGCUCUCGCUCCUCGGCGUGGUCCAGUUUGUCGGGCCUACGAUCCAGACGCUUGUCGGUGUCUUCAUGUACGACGAAGACUUUGGCUCGAUGAAGCUCGCGGGCUUCAUUUGCGUGUGGAUCUCGCUCGUCAUUUUCACGGUGGACGGGCUCCGUGCCAAGGCGCCCGAGCCAAUUCUCGACGAAGCCAAGGUCAGCGAGAGCGAAGACGGCACGAGCUCCGACAACAACUCCAAGGCCGAGUACCGCGGUGUCGUUGACGCCCACGUCUAGUUAAGAGUUAGUUUAUUAGUAUGUCUAGUCAAUAGAAAGAUAGUUGCGUUCAUCCUGCAAAUA